AAUGGUGUACAGUCAACCCAUUUAUCGCAGCGGAAGAUCUUCCAGACCCACAGAAACUAUAGCGAUAUAGCGACCACAUCCAAUUUUUUAAAUAUAGUUAUACAGGAUUUAAACACAUUUAAACUUGCAUGUAGUGUCUACCAUUUUUCUCUGGCGUGUGCGUUUGGUCCGCUAACAGUUAAAUGAGCGAGCAAGGAGGAGGAAGAGAGCAACAACAAGAAAGUGGAAAGGAGGAGGAGGAGAGUCGAGUGAGUGAGCAAGGCAGAGAGAGGGAGGGUCGGUUUGUAUGUGAGAAAGCGAGAGAGCGGAGGAGAGAGCGUGAAGGGAAGCUGCGGCGGCAGCCGGGAGAUAAAAAAGCUUUUCCUCUGCUGGCAAGCUAGCGAGGGAUAAAGCGAGCAGAAGCUGGGAGCCGCAUCCGGGCGGGCAUCCAGGCUGGCUCGCCUUCAUCAACAGGCUGAAAAAAAAAAGGAGGAGCUGACUACACGACGACACCACCACGUCGAUCGGAUCGGACUAGCUUUUCUUGAGGAGGAGACGCCCUGUGAAUCGGGUGAACUUCCGUUCUUCCCCUGCAACGGAUGCCGAAUAUCUAGAUCUGACUCCGUCAACUGCGUCUGGAUUAUCUCGGGAGCUUGACUUCUGUCCGGAUGCCUCGUCCUAAUUGGAUGCAGCGAGGAGCCAUCGCCACAGAUAAACCUCCCCUCCGGGGGGCAAGGACAGCUGGAGGCUUGUUGCGCCGUCACCCUGCGCCACCUGACGGAGGCGCAGCUGACACAUUGACAAAUCUUUACGGCCGACGAUACUGAAGAUACUCCUUGGCGUGGAUGACAUUAGUUUUUCAGUGCCGUGUGAUGCUAAGCCAUUUCUCUGCAGCUUACGUCAAGGAACAAACACUGUGGGGGCAGAGAUGAUUCCACAGGACGACACGCCUGACAGGAAUUAGUAGCUGCAAUGUUUUGACGUCCGUAAAACCUGCAGCUCACGUGACCGAUGAAGCCGAUUCCAACAAUCCAGCAAGCCGCGAGAAGAUUGGCCGAGCCUGGCUGCGUUCCGCAUUUGCAUUGGCCGGCUGCGCUCUGUGUGUCUCCCUUUCAGCCAGUCCGGACUCUGUGCAGCCUCGGCACCACUCGGGAAUCGCAGCCUUCAUUCACUACGCGUGACAUCGACCGCAUCGCCUCUUAAUACCUCUUCCGCUGGGGCUCGCGGAUUAGAAUUCCCCCAGAAACGACCUGCGCCGCUGCAGUAGAGGGAAGGAAUCAUUCAUUCAAGGACUUGCAACAUGUGUUAUCUAACUGCCAUGAGUGAAGACUGUUGAAUCGCUUUACGGAUGCCCUGGGUUACGCUGCACUUUUCUGACGACACGCGGUCUCAUGCCACUUACCGCCUCGCCUGCCAAGUAGCCUUUUGAUAAAUCACUCGCUGGACCCCACGCACGUUUCUCCCUCCUCCGCACGUCUCUGCUGCGUCCGUGUGCCCUUGAAUGUUCACAGAAGUCUUCCGGGAAGCAAAAAGAAAAUGGAGCAAUGCACGUGUAGCAUGUGUAUGCUCAUUUUCGGACCGCGGCUUGAAAGUGCUGGCACUCUGACUAGAUGACCAAGUAAGAGAGAGUUAAAGAUGCACCAGGGUGGGGGUGAAGAUGUAACUGAAUCAUUUAUCGGCCUCGGAAUAAGGUUCUUUCUCACUCUUUCCCAGAGAUAGCUUAUAGCAUCUGUAUUGUUUGUCAAGUCCUGUGAAAUGGGAUCCGUAUUUUCUAACUUUGGGAGGAAGACCAACCUGAAUCCUUCCUCCCCAGAGUUCCUUUUCAUGGGAUUUUGCAGUCACACAACUUGAAAAAAUAAAGGUUUUCUGCUGGGACUGAAGACAAGGCGAUGGGGAACUCAAUGGGUUGUGUCAGGGCUCCAGGAGAUGCUGAACUCGUUAGAGGCCCGCCGCUGUCAUCCAAGAGGCGGCUACGUUUCAGGCGAAAGCAUAAGGGAAGGACAAACAGGAAUGCCGAUGUAGGUGGUGAGCCUCAAGCCGUCGAGACAAAGCCUUCUUUUGUAGGAACCUUGGACUCGAGCAGUGGCCCGAGCUCUCAUCUAAUGGUGUCCAAGUUGGAACAUCGUAGUGUGCGCUCUCCGGACUCUGCAGAUUCUCCCACCGGUAGUCUUCUAGGGCCUGGAAUUCCCCAAGCUCAGCAUACCCCUAAACUCAGUCCGGCCUGGAGAGGAAUUUUCUGCCUCCCCGGAGAAGACGACGCUUUCAGUGCCGUCGUUGACGUCUCCGACAUCCCCAGACAAACGACCACCGCCAGCCCGGCCUACACGGCACCACCCGUGAGCAGUACCACCACUCCGGGAGGGGGGAGGGUCUGCCGUGUUCGUGAGAAAAUCCACGGAGUCUUGGAGACACCUUGCAUAUUUGAAGACGAUAAAGCAAACAAGUGUGAGAUGACUUUGGGUGAAAGGAUAAAAAGACGGGCAGGAGAGACAUUAAAGGUAAUGCCAUCUGUAGGCGAAUACAACAGCGUGGUCCAUAUCAGAGAGGUAGAUGGGAAGCUCUGCGUGGUGAGGACGGUGUACCCCAGUGACUACGGCUCUCCGGCAUGGAGGGCUGAAAGUGAACAUGAGGUGGAGGUUCAUAGAGAGCCUGCCGCUCCGUUUCCGGGAAACAGUCUCAAAGUCCAACUAUCAGAGGACGAAGGAGACACCGACGAGGAUGCCUUCGACCGAACCCGGAUGCCGGACGAUCUCGCCGGCAAAGGCCUAGCGUCGGACACGCCGAGUCGAGCGCGAGAGCGAUGCGUUCUCUUGGAGUCGGGCUACGCCAGCGACCUGCCGCUGACCUCGCCGGAAACUGUCGUCACCACUCCCAGCCGGGCGGACUGGCAGACGCUAACCGGUAGCUCGUCGGAGAGACUGGACACGAUGGCGGAGAGUCCGCAGGCGUUGCAGCGGCAGCAGGCCGCUGACGGCCACCAGCCGCAGAUUUCCGAGAUCUACGUGUGCGGCGAUUCGGGUGACCUCACCGCCAAGGAGAAGCUGCUGCUUUGGAGCCAGCAGGCCACCGAAGGCUACCCGGGCCUCCGCUGCGUCAACUUCACCUCGUCGUGGAGCGACGGACGCAUGUUCAACGCCCUGCUGCACAGAUACAGACCCGACCUGAUCAGCAUGGAGGCGGUGUCGCAGCAGAGCAACCGUGAGAACCUGGAGCAGGCCUUCGAGAUCGCCGAGUCGCUCGGGGUGACCAGACUGCUGGACGCCGAGGACGUUGACGUCCCGUCACCUGACGAGAAGUCCGUCAUCACGUACGUCUCGUCCAUCUACGACGCCUUCCCCAAAAUCCCAGAGGGUGGCGAAGGCAUCGCCGCACACGAGGUGGACCAGCGCUGGUCCGAGUAUCAGUCCAGGUUCUCGUCUCUGCUCCAGUGGAGCCGCCAGCAAACGGCCGUCAUGGCCAACAAGAACUUCCCGCAGAAUCCAGUCGAACUCAAGGCACUUUACAACGAGUACGUCCACUUGAAGGAGACGGAGAUUCCUGCCAAAGAGCUGGAAAAAAGUCACGUGGCGCACCUCUACAAACUUCUGGAGGUGUGGAUGGAGUUUGGCCGCUUGAAGCUUCCUCAGGGCCUCCACCCCAACGACCUGGAAGAGGAGUGGGGCCGACUCAUCCUGGAGAUGCUGGACAGGGAGAAGGUUCUCCGACCCGCCGUGGACAGACUGGAGUUGCUGCUCCAGAGAGCGAACAAAUUUCAGAAGCUCGCCCUGGACUGCGAGGAGAAGCUCACCCUGGCCAAGAACACGCUUCAAGCCGACGCGUCGCGGGCCGAGAGUGGCGAGGCGCUGCGCUGCGAGAGCGAGCUGACCUGCUACCUGCGCGACUGCGAGGCGCUGGUGGCGCAAACGCAGCAGGAGCUGAACGUCCUCCGGGACGACAAAUAUUACCAAGUGGAGCAGCUGGCGUUCAGAGCCUCGUGCCUCCGGGAGGAGCUGGCGUCUCUCCGUCUGGAGUGUUCCGGCCCGUACGGGAAGGGUCGCUUCGACUCGUCCGCGGGGGGCCCGCCCCGACCCGCCGAGGGCCCCGGCCUCUCGGCGGGCCCGCGGCGGCUCCCGGCCCGCGCCGCGCCGGUGGCCGCGUCGUCGUCCGAGGACGAGGGCGGGCUGAGGUUCAUCUACGAGCUUCUGGGAUGGGCGCAGGAGACGCAGGAGCUCGCGGAAACUGCGGAAUGGGGAGCCGACCUUCCGUCGGUGGAGAAGAACCUGCGGGAACAGGAGCGCGCGCACGCGGCCGCGGAGGAGCUGGCCGGCGGCCUGCGCGAGGCUCGCGACUACGAGGCCAAAGUGUCGAGCGACUACAGGAGCAACUACUCUGAGGCGCUGGCCCAGCUGGAGCGGCAGUACGGCAAACUACUCGAGCGCUCGUCGUGGCGCCUGCGCAGCCUGGAGAGUCUGUUCGCGUUCGUGCGCGAGUGCACCGAGGAGCUGAUCUGGCUGAACGAGCGCGAGGAGGACGAGAUCGCCUUCGACUGGAGCCACAACAACAGCGACAUGGACGCCAAGCGCGAGUUGUACAGCGAGUUGCGACGCGAGCUGGACCACAAACGCGGCGUGAUGCGCUCCCUCCAGGAAACGGCGCGGCGCCUGUGUCAGGAAGAGCAUCCCGCCAAGCACACUGUGGAGGCGUACGGCGCCGCGCUGCAGACGCAGUGGCGGUGGGUGGAGCAGCUGUGCGUGUGCGUGGAGCGGCACCUGAACGACAACACGCCGUACUUCCGCUUCAUGAGCGACGCGCGCGACUGCGAGUCGUACCUGCGGCAGCUGCUGGAGAGCAUCAGGAGGAAGUACGCCUGUGACAGGAACAGCCGCCUCAGCAGGCUGGAGGACCUGCUGCAGGACUCCAUGGAGGAGAAGGAGCAGCUGAUCGAGCAGCGCGGCAAAGUCGCCAGCCUGGUGAGCCGCGCCAAGACGCUGGUGCAGCUGCGGCCCCGCUGCGCCGACUGCCCCCUGGUGGCGGCCACGCCCGUCCGCGCCGUCUGCGACUACAAACAAAUAGAGACAAACGUUCAGAUCACGAUAACGCGCGGCGACGAGUGUGUGCUGGAGGACAACGGGCAGCGCAGCAUGUGGAAGGUGAUCAGCCCCACGGGCAACGAAGCCACGGUGCCCUCCGUCUGCUUCACCGUGCCGCCGCCCAAUCGGGAGGCCGUGGAGGCCGCCGGCAGGACGGAGCAGUUGUACCAGCAGGCGAUGUCGUCGUGGCACCAGCUGCACGUCGACAUGAAGAGCGUCGUCUCCUGGCACUACCUCCUCAAAGACCUCGACGCCGUCUCCCAGUGCAACCUGGACACGGUCCGCAACCGGUCGCCGUCGGAGCGCCAGCGGGUCGUGGACCACCUGGACUCCCGUCUGUCCGACUUCCUGUCCGACAGCAGAGAGAGUUCGCUGUUCGCGCCGGCCGAGCGGAGCCGGCUGGAGGCGGACGUGCGGGGGGCCCGGCAGCGCUGCCGCGACCUUCUGCUCGACGUGGAGAGCGAGGAGAAAGACGAGGCGGCGUGUCGCUCGUUCGUGUCGGAGCUGCGGGACGUCGGCCUGCGACUCGACGAGUCCGAGCGCGGCCUGAUCGCCGCCGUUCAGACGGCCGGUCGGUCGGCCGACGGCAGCGCGGAGAACGCCGUCAGGGUAGCCGAGCAGGAGAAGCUGAUGUCCGAGCUGGACGCGCUUCGCUCCAGCACGGGCGACGUGUCUCGGCGCUGCGUGGCCUUCUUGGAGGACAAGGCGGCGGCGGCGGCGGCGGGCGUGGCCGCGCUGCGCUCGGAGCUCAACCGGACCGUGGAGAAGACGGACAAGCUGCACCACCUCUCGUCCGUUUUCCUGCAAAAAUUAAAAACGGUGGACGUGCUGCUGCGCUGCCUGGAGGAGGCGGAGAGUCACAUCGGCAAGUACGAGAGCAGGCUGAGCGAGGAGGACGUCCUUCCGGCGGACACGGCGGCCGUUCGAAGGCUCAGAGAUCAAUUGGGGACGUGGCAACGCGAGCUGUCCGAGCGGGAGGUCGUCUUCCGGUCCCUGCGGUCGGACGUCCUGCGGGCCGACGAGGCGGCGUCCCGGCUCGCCGUCCUCCGCCCGGACCGCGGCGCCGAGCCGGAGCGCUGCCGGGAACGAGCCGAUCGGGCGGCGGAGCGGUGGGAGGCUGUCAAGAAGCAGAUGGAAACGCGGCGGGCAGAGCUGGAGGGGAUCGCUCGGGUUCUGCAGCAGUACAGAGCCGGCCGCUCGGAGCUGACGGCGUGGAUCGACGAGACCACGCGGCGGCAGGAGAACGCGCCGGCCGGCGACGCCGACAGCAAGACGCUCUCGGAGCAGCUGGCGCAGCAGACGGCUUUGGUCACCGAGAUCGAAGAAAACCAGAGCAAACUCGACGAGUGCCAGAUUCACUCCAAACGAUACUGCGCCUCCGUCAAGGACUACGAGCUUCAGCUGAUGACCUUCAGAGCCUUCGUGGAAUCCACGCACAAGUCGCCGGUCAAGAGGAGGAGGACGCACUCUUCCUCCGACGCCGUCGCUCAAGAGUUCAUGGACCUGCGCACGCGCUACACGGCCUUGGUCACGCUGACAACGCAACACGUCAAAUACAUCAGCGACGCCCUCAGGCGACUCGAAGAAGAAGAGAAAGAGACGGAGGAGGAGAAGCAGGCCCGAGCGGGUCAGGUGUCGGACCUGCUGGCUUGGAUCGGAGGCCUCCGGGGACGGGCCGCCGAGUCCUCGCUCGCUGCGCAACAGGCCACCAACGAGCAACUGGCCGCCAAGAAAGACGACGUGGCCGAAGCCGUCAGGAGCGCGCGGGUCUUCCUCCUCUCCAAACGGGCCGCCAAGCUGUCGACGGACGAGCGCGCCCUCGCGGAGGCGCAGCUGGACCGGCUGACGUCCGCCUACCGCGAUGCGUGCGAGGCCUCCGCGCAGCAGAUGCGGCAACUGGCCAGGGAGGAGGAGAGGAAGAUUCCACGCUGCGUCGCCGGCGUGAUCGACCUGGGAAGCGUGGAAACCUUCCCGGUGUUCCAAGCUGCCCGGCGGGGUCUGAUUGACCGGGACACGGGUCGAGUACUGCUGGAGGCCCAGCUCGUCACCACGGGGAGGCUCCUCUCUCCCGACGCCCCCCUCGGGCUCUCCCUGGAUCAAAGUCUUACCCGAGGCUCGAUCGACGCUCACACCAGGCAGUCCCUCUCGGAACUGGAGAACGCUCUGCUCCUGGCGGAAACGGCGACCGGUGGCCAGCAACCGAAUGUGCACGCGCUCGCUACGGCCGUGGACUCUGGAAUCGUCCGAGAGGAGGUAGGACUACGUAUUCUCGAACUCCAAAUGCGAGAGGACUCGAAGCUCUUGUCGUCCAGGAGCCUUCAGGCCAAGCUUGAGUCCAGGCUUCAACGUAAAGAGCUGAUUGAUCCAAACACAGCUGAGAAAGUAAACCUUCCCGAGCUGCUUCGACGCUGCGUCCCGGAUGACGGCUCGGGUCUUCUCCUGCUUCCUGUCAAACAGCAACCCGGCGGAAGCGUCUGCCUCCGCUCCGGUAGAAAAGUUGGCAUCUUCCGCGCCAUAGAGGAAGGCCUGAUCGAUCGGCAAGUGGCCGAGCGGCUCCUGGAUGCUCAGCUGUUUGCCGGUGGGAUCGUGGACCCCCGAUCUGGACACCGACUGACUGUUCACGAGGCGGUCCGUCACGGACUCAUGGACCAGGACCUGGCAUGCUGCCUGUUUGUGCGCCAGCUCAAAAAUGGUGGGAUCCUUGACCCUGUAACUGGAGAACGUUUGGAUGUGGAGGAGAGUAUUGACCGGGACCUUCUCUCCUCUUGUAUGGCUUUGUUGGUCCUUGAGUCCCUCUGGACAUUCAUGGGAAUGCUCUGGCCUGAAUCUGGUGAAGUUCUGUCCAUUGUGGAGGCUCUUCAGCAAGGGGUUAUCACAGCAGAGCUGGCACGAAACAUCCUCAGGCAGCGGAAUUCUGUUGGAGCACUGUACAACUUGGAAAGUCUCCAGUUGCUGCCCUUCGAAGAAGUCCUGGAUGCCAGUGUCGUCCAUAUUCUCAAAGAUAUCCGUUUGCCAGAUGUUCUCCUCAACACGAACCCGUCGGGCACGCCAUCUCUGAACCGCCUGAGUUGGGGUUCUUCAGGCUCCUCGCCUCUUGCUGCUUCUCCUGCCAGCCUCACGUGGGAUGCCGUGGCAGCAGACGGGACGGAUGCCGACCAGCAAGCGGAGCACAAGCUGCUCUUUCAUCUCAUGACUCGCAGCUAUGUGGACGCACACUCCGGGAAACGCAUAGUGCUUUUUGAGCCCGAGUUACUGGAGUUGGUUAAUGCAAUUCAGUUGAAGGCUGGAGACACGGACAGCAGAGGCAAAGUUAAGACUUUUGGCAGUUUCACCACACAAAAUGAUGUGGUCAAAGCGUUGACUUUGAUGCAAAAACAGAUUACUGACAGACAAACUGAGGCAGAAGUAGGAACUUCCAGUAGAGUCACACAAAACAAAGACUUUAAGUCUAGUAGCACAAACGGACAACGAGACAGUGAUGAAGCUAAACCUGAAUCCUUGGCAAUUGUUGGGAUUAAUUUAGACGGAUCAUCAGAAACUGUAGUAGAUAAAAGCAUAAGAGAUGAAGAGAAAGGACUAUCUCGUCUUGAAAGUUCAACAGAAAAGCUCAAAAGUCUUGAAGAGAAAUCUGAAAGGGUCACAAAAGACGAAGUUGCAGCUGAAUCCAAGGUUUUACAGACAGCACUUGAGUCAGAAAAUAUUGAAAACAUUUUAAUAGGUUCUAUAAAUGAACAUUGCUAUUUCAAGCAUUUGCGGAAACCUGACGGGGUUGAAUCCGAGCAGCUAAAUCAGGAAGUCUCAAAGUUGGACAAACCUGUGGUUGAUAUCCCUGAAUCUGCAUCUGGGGAGGAGGAUGCUGAACUGUCAAGGUUGGUCUCUGACCUCACUAAGGGUGGUCUGAUGAUGGAAGACGGGGAAAUGUUGCUCCCAGAUGAAGCGGUCGCUCGGGGCAUCCUUCCCGGUCACACUGCGGUCAAAUUAAUGGCUCGUGUAGGAUUGUUUGGUGGUUUCCUCGACCGUAGAAGCGGUGAGUCGCUGAGCAUAGAUGACGUCAUGCGGGAAGGUUUACUAGAUGAGGAUCUGAUGUGGAGUGUCCUGAAGUCGGAUAAAACACUUGCAGGGAUCGUGGAUGUGGAGAAAAAUCUGAUCUGUGGGGUGAGGGAGGCAGCUCAGGCUGGUUUGAUUGAUGCCAACACUGCAACUCGAUUGCUCGAAGCCCAGGUGGCGUCUGGAGGUAUUGUAGAUCUCCGCAGGGAUAAGAAAGUCUCUGUCAUUUUAGCGUCAAACCUUGGGCUGAUAGAGGGAGCUCAAAGAGAACAACUAGUAGCACUAGAGAGGGCCUACAAAGGAAAGGUGACCGGGACUGAAGUAGCCCUCACUAAAGCCAGUUUACAGCUACAGAUGGAAGGUGUUAUUGACCCAGAGACUGCGUGUCCCGUUCCUCUGGACCAAGCCAUUGCGAAGCGCUUAAUAAACCCCAAACAUGCAUAUCAGGUGUUGCUCAGACAGGUAGCCGAGGGCGGCAUAAUCCAUCAUGCUUCAGGAAUGAGGCUGUCGGUGUCUGAUGCUGUAGGCAGAGGUCUCGUCGAUCGAUCCCUCGCUCCUGGCUUGGAGGAGAUGGAGUGGGCUUACCAAGGAAAAGGCAGCUCCUCAAACACGGAGGCUGUGGCUUUACAAUUAUCAACUGGAGCAAUUUUUGACCACCACGCUGGCUGUAAAGUCACAUUGAGCCAGGCUGUUGCUCGGGGUCUUCUGGACGAGGAUGUUGGAAGUGAAGCCGUGGCUAUAGGUGCAGCAACACAAGGGGUGGUUGACCCCCAAACCGCUCUGAUUGUGCCUUACUCGGACCUUGUGAGAAAGGGUAAAAUAGACGUUGAGACGGGCAAGCGAUUUUUGGAAGUGAAACCAUUCAGCGGAAUUGAGAACACGCAAACAAGAAGCCGCAUGACUUUUCCUGAAGCUUUGGCUGCUAAACAAGUUGACCCAAUUCCUGCUCUGAGACUGCUCCAAAGCCAGGCAGACAGCGGUGGCAUUGUUGAUAUCACCACUGGAGAAAGACUUCCUCUACCAGAAGCUACUGAAAAUGGUUUAGUCUCGGAGGAUAUGGUCUUAGAAAUUGCCACCGACCAGAUUAUGAAAGGCGGGCUCGUUAAUCCAGUAACUGGUCAACGAGUGUUAAAUCUCAGCGACGCGGUUGCUUUACGGCUGAUUUCCGGUCACGUGGCUUCAGAAAUCCAGAAAAAAUGGUCUCCUUUGGAGAUAAAAAUUGAUGACGAUAGUUCACCUACUAUCACUUCGUCACAAAGCGCAAAGAGCACAGUUAGCCCUGAGGUGCCUUUAUGGGAUGAUGGAGAGGCUUUGACCUCUGCAGAACCUAUUGAUGUCAUGACUGAAGUAGACAAGUCACUGGAGCCGGACAAGUCCAUUGACCUUUUGAGGAACUUUGCUGCAAAUGUUGAAAAGAGAAUCCAGCAAGCCAUAGAGGAGGCCGUACCGCAGAUCGGUACAGCAGAGAAGAUUCCGAAGCCAAAGCCUGUAGAUAAAUUACAAAUCUGCGCAGUUGAACAAAAAGGACGCAUACCUGAAUGUUUGUUUUCGGAAUCGAUUCAAGCACAUGACACAGAUUUUGACAACGGUGUUAAGGAUGAAGACGAGGACAAGUCAGAUGGGAUACCUGAGAAGUUGCAGUUUAAAUCUAGUGAUGAGAAAAGUAUGUCAGUCCAAGACUUUCAUGGUUCGCUGACGGACUCCAGAACAGCUGACAAGGAGGAAGAGCGCACGAAUCCAUGUUACGAAAAAAGCAGGUUGAGGGGGGAUGCUGUAGUGAGGGACGAGGGGGAAAGGGAGAAGAUUUUGAACUUUGAAACGGAGGGUCCUGCCAUGGAGCAGCAGGAACUGGUGUUGGAGGAGUCCAUACUGCAGAUCGGUGGUGCAGGGAAGAUUUACAAACCAACAGCUGCGGAUAAACUGCAGAUAAGUCAACAGAGCACUGAUGGACAAAAAGAAAGUAUACCUGAAGGUUUGGUUACAGAAUCGAUUCAAACGUGUGACUCCGAUGUCCACAAAGGUGUUAAGGAAGAGGAGAGAGGUAAGCCUGAGAUGUUACAGUGCAGUUCCAGCGAUGAGAGCAGUACUUCGCCCCAAGACGGCGAUGGUCUGUUGACUGACUGUGGAACAGCGAAGCACACGGGUGGCAAAGACGAAGAGCAAGUAAAACAAAGUGACAAGGAACGUAGGAUGGGGGAUGUCGUAGAGAGGAACGACGGUGAAAGACAGAAUACUUUGAGCAUUGAAACCGGAGCUAGGAAGGUUCCUAAAUCAUUGGCUGCGGAUCAAUCGCAAAUAAGUCAACAGCACAAAGCUGUACAAAAAGAAAGCAUUCCGGAAAGUCUGGUUGAACAAUCAAUUCGGGUACAUGGCGAAGAUGGUGACAAAGUUGUUAAGGAAAAGGACAGACAAAAGUCAGAUGGGAAACCUGACAAUUUGCUCUCUAGAUCCAAUGAUAAGACCGGUACAUCGGUCCAAGACGAAGAUCGUCCACCGUUCCAUUCCAGAACUGAAUGCAUCGGUGACAAAGAAAAAGAACAUGUGAAACCAAGUGAAACCAAGGAACAUAGAAUGGGGAAUAUUGUAGAAGGGAACCAUGCCGAAAGUGAGAAUAUUUGGAGCUUUGAAACUGAGGCUCCUUCUGCCGUAGGCCAGGAAGAGCCACUGUUGGAGGGGUCUUUGGCCAAAGAAAGCAAAACCAAGAAAAAGAAGAGAAGUAAAAAGAAGGCAAAAAUGACCGAGGAUAAAUGUAAAACACAGCAAACGGAAACAAAACCGCCACCUGAGAUUUAUCAGCCGGAGAAAGCAUUGCCAACUCAUGGCAAGACGGUUGGACUGUAUCAAGUAGACAACACUGAAGGAGAAGCUGAACCACAUGCCGUAAAACAGCAUCCCCGAGAUAAAGAACUUGGCCAUGUGAAAGCUGCAGCCCCCUUGCUUGAGAACACUGACAAGAGAAACGGAGUUGAAGACCCUCAGUCCGUCCUGUCUCAACUAGAACAAUCAGCCAGCAGUCAGGAGGUGGGUGGAAACAGCGAGCAGCAGUCUCCUCUAAUGUCGAGUCCGCCGGACGAGCAGAAGGCCUCCAUGAAGCUAAAAGCUGGAGAGAGCAACCUCAAGAAGGUGUUUGAGGCCAGGGUUAGCGACAAGAAGGCUGUUGAGGAAGUCCAGGAGACAGAGACCACAGAAACUCUCGAGAGUGGUGACAACACGAGACCGAGGAGUGAGGAGGAGGACAAACUAGAACCGGCAGGCAGCAAAGUCAAGGCAGAUGUUUCUUUCAAUGAGGCCUUCGAGAAGGAUCGGCUUCCAGCUGUCAAGCCUGCGGAAAGUAAACGAAGUAAGAAGAAGUGUAAGCGUUUGAAAGCUCAGCCUGCCAAUGACAAUUUACAGACUGAUCAGGAAGAGGAUUCUAAGUUCACAACAGAAAUCGAUUCAAAUAGCUCACGUGUGAGUCCGUCAACCGGUGGCGACAAGGAGAUAAUGCAAACCUGUACAAUAAGUUCAAGUCCACCAAAGAGACACACUUCUUACCCCGAGGAAUCAAUACGUUACGCUCCUGAAGAAAAGCUUUCACGCAAGACAAACGUUGGUGAUUCUCAUGAAGAAGUCGUAUGCCAACCGCAUGAGCAUAUUCAGUCUGAGCCAGAAGAAGACAAGAAUGAGCACGGACCAGCUGAAGCUGCAACUAGCAAAGGGCUUGAAGUUGAGUCUCCGCAAACUGCACCUCUCCUCUCAGAAGAGGCUUCUCCCGACUCCGGAUCAGCUGGACUUCCUACGGCACUUCCAGCUUUUGACAGUCGAGGAGCAGAAGAUGACGACGGAGAUGUCAUUUCAAGCCGAGAUGAAGUGGCCUCCGCUUCUGGCAAGUCAUCCCUAGUGCGUCAGGAUUGCCUGGAGCACGACCAGAGGAUCAUGGCGUUGAUGUCCGCGGUCAGACGCGUGGAGGUCGGACUCGAGCAGCAGCAGCGGCGGCGGCAAUCGGUCGGACGCGGCCUCGUCGCCUCGGAUGACAUCAUCGGGCAUACACAGGUUCUGGACGUGGAGCUUCGAGACCUGGAGCCCGAGAUCGCCGCAGAAAUGAAGGCUGCCCAGAAGCUCUUGACGCCGCACCCCAGAGAUGUUCCUCCUGAGCUCCUCGCGGCUCUGGAGAAGGACCGGCAGAGCUUGACACGAGCGUACCAGGCGGCCAGAACACUUUCUGAGGACAUCCUGCGAAGCCUGCGAGACCACAGGGAUUCAUACAAGGAGGCGGUAGAAGCCGAGUUGAAGUCACUCGCAGGACGAGUGGAGGUUCUGCUGUCCUGGUUGAGAGACACCGAGGCGCUUGUGAAUGACGAAAGUGAAAAUACGGAGGUGGACGAUCAGUUGCGUCUCUCCGAGGAGCUUCAGUCCAGCCUGACGUCGCGUUCCGGCGACGUGGCCCGAGCGGCCUCGGACGUCCAGGUUUUCGUCUCGGAGCGGGCGGGCGACCUGGCGCCGCAGCAGAGCGAGCGCCUCCUGGGGCAGCUGCAGCAGCUGCAGGGGGCCUUCCGCAGCGCGGCGGAGCGAGCUCGCGCCCGGGCCGCCGCCCGGCGGGAGCGUGACGGCGACCGGCGCCGUCGGCAGGAAAGGAGAGUCGACGUCGAGGAGAAGCUGAAGGAGAGAGAGGUGAUCCAGCAGCAGAAAACGGAAUGUUCUCGCCAGUUGGAAGGUCUCAGCUCCUGGUUGGCGGGACCCGCCGCCGUUCUGGCCAAUCAGAGAUCAGAAUCGGCAGCGGACUCGGACGAUGUGAACGUCCUGCGAGAAAAGCAGAAGAAGUUAAAGGAAGUGCAGAAGGACCUCCGGGCCAGAGCGGAGGACACGGCCGAGGCCGUCCGCUCGGCGGAGGACUUGCUGGCCCAGCGAGGAGAAAGCUUGAGCGCGGAGGAGCGAGAGGGCCUGCGGGUGGCGCUAGCGCGGCUGAAGGAGCAGUACGCGGCCCUGACGGAGGCGGCCGGCGCGUCCGUGUCGGAGGUGGACGCCGCCAUCGACGCCACGCUGCAGCACAACAUGCAGAGGGCUAAAGCCUUUGAGGAUCUUCAGCAGACCCAAGACCAGAUGGACUCCCUGCUGAAGGACUUGACCGCCGCUCACCAAUCAGCAGCUGAAGAUGUCACCGACCUGUCGUCCACGCAGCCCGACGCCGCCGUCACGUCCCACACGGGGGCGCUGCAGACUGAACUCCGGCGACUGCAGGCUCAGCAGGCCCAGCUUCUCCAAAUCGGCCAAUCGGCGCGCACGCUGCUGGACCGGCCCGACUCCACGGUUCCUCCCGAGGAGAAGCGACGUCUGCGGGCCGCGCUGGACCAGCUGCAGGCUGAGCACCAGCAGAAGCUGCACAGUUGCCAGGAGCGACUGAGGAAGUCGGAGGCGCUGAAGGAUGAGCUGUCCAAGUUUCUCCAGGAGCACGGCGCUCUGGGCGCCUGGCUGGAGCAGAGCGAGCUGGAGCUCAGAUGUUUGGGGGAAGGAGAAACGGACGCUCAGGAACUGAAGAGCAGACUGGACCAGCACACAAAGCUGGCCGAGGACGUCAUCUGCCACAAGGCCGACCUGCGCUUCGUCUCCAUCUCGGGUCAGAAGGUUCUGGACUCCUGCGCGGGGGCCCUGGAGGCGCGGUGGGGCGCCGCCACCGAGCGGCUGGUGACCGACAAGCUGCACGACGCCAACCACAGAUAUACCUCGCUUCAUGCCAAGUCGUCAGAUUUGGGCGGGCGCCUGUCGGGCCUGCUGGAGCGCUACCAGCGCUACCGGGACGAGGUGGUCUCGCUCCACUCGUGGCUCAGCGCCCAGGAGCAGAACCAAAGCGUCGCCAAGCCCGGCGGAGACACCGACGCCCGGAACCUGCAGGACACCCUGCGGCGAGUCCAGCUGCUGCAGGACGAGCUGGCCGAGCGCUCGGUGCAGUUGGAGAAGGUGAAGCGAGCCGGGAGAGUUCUGGUCAGCGCGGACGAGUCUCCCUCCCUGAAGGCCGUGGACGUCCUGGGUGCCGCAGACGGUUUAGAGAAGAGGUUCUCGUCGCUGUCGGCGUCCGUGUCGGAGCGGGCCGAGCGGCUUCAGACGGCCGUGGCCCAGUCGGUGAGCGUGCAGGAGGGCUUGAAGGCGCUGCUGGCCUGGCUCGACACGCUGGAUCCGGACCCCGCGCCCGUGCAGCCCACGGUGCUGGCGCUCCAAGACGCCCUCACCCGCAACCAGAAACUUCGACAGGAGCUCCUUUCCCGCCAGGGCAGUGUGGAGGCCACGCGAGACUCCGUCUCCAAGCUGCUCCAGAGCCCCGAGGCCUCCACCGCUUCGGGCCUGCAGGGGGCGCUGGACGAACUGACGCGGAGGUUCGCCGCCGCCCAGGUCAGCCAAGCCGGGCGGGAGGUCGAGCUGAAGGCGCUGCUGCCCGGGCUGGAGAGCUUCGAGCGGCUGGCGGCCGACCUGCGGGUUUUCGUCAGCGGUCGCGCCAAGGCCCUGAGCCCGGCCGGGCAGCCCGACCGCAGCGUGGACGACUACAGGCAGGCUGUGGAGGAAGUGAAGUCGGCGCUGCAACAGGAAGCGCCUCAGCUCGAGUCCUUCUGCGGCCUGGCGGAAGAAGUCUGCACGUCCCGAGUUUUGGGUGACACGCAAAACCUCCGGCACCACGUCGAGACCGUGUCGGAUGACUUCCAGCGGCUAGAAGACGACGUCAACCAAAGACUGGAAGCCAUUUCGGCCUGCGAGCAGCAGCUGCUCCACUUCCGGGGGCUCUCCGGCGCCCUCCUCAGGUGGCUGCAGGCGGCGCAGGAGCAGCUGCCCGCCAAGGAGCUCGCCCUGGACACGGAGGCGCUGCAGAGGCGAGUGGAGCAGCUCCAGGAGCUGUUGGAGGAGUGGGAGUCGCAGGCGUCCAGGGUGCAGGAGUUGAACAAGAGCGGCUCUGAGCUAGAGGCGCAAGUCAUUGACAUCACGGCGCCGCAGAGCAAACGCGGUGCUCCCCAAAUGAACGGCUCCGCGGGUCCCGGCAGCGUCAACGGCAUUCAUACUUGUAAAGACCUGACGGAGAUCCAGGCGGCCGUGUCGGACGUCAGCGCGCGGCACGAGGCCCUGGGCGCCGACCUGACGGAGCGCCUGUGCCGCCGGAGGGCCUCGCUGGAGCAGAGGCGGCGAGCCGGGCGCGGAGCCGACGAGCUGCGCCGCUGGCUGAAGGACAAAGAGGAGACCCUCGCGCUGGAGCACGCCGCCUCGCCGUCCAAGCCGGAGGUGGUGCGUGCGCAGGCCCAGGAGAACAAGGCGCUGCUGUCGGAGUUGGCCGAGCGCUCGGCCCAGGUGGAGGAGCUGAAGGGAACCCUGAAGAAGCUCAUCGCCGACAACCCCGAUUCCCCCGAGGCCGACGCCUGGAAUCGACAGCUGCGGGAGAUCGACGCCCGCUGGCUCUCGGCCAAUCAGACGGCGUCGCGGCGCCAGGCGGAGUUGGAGGCGCGCGCCGACCGGCUGGGCAGCUUCGCGGCGGCGGCCGCUCAGCUGGGCCCGUGGCUGCGCGAGAAGGAGCUGAUGAUGAGCGUGCUGGGACCGCUCAGCAUCGACCCCAACAUGCUCAACACGCAGCAGCAGCAAGUCCAAUUCAUGCUGCGAGAGUUCGAGACCCGUCGCCAGCAGUUCGACCAGCUCACCCAGUCUGCCGGGGGCAUCCUCUCGCAGACGCGGGAUCCCAAGGAGCUGGAGGAGGUCCGUACCGAGCUGGACUCUGUCUCCCGACAGUGGCGCGAGCUGACGGGCGAGCUGGACCGCCGCUCGGAGCAGAUCGGCCGGGCGCGGGGCACCAGCGAGCGUUACCGGGCGCUGUUGCACGAGCUCUCGGCGAGCGCGGCGGCGCUCGGCGAGCGCCUGGACGGCCGGGCCGAGCUCAGCGCCUGUCCCGAGGCGCUGAGGCGGCGCCUGCGGGAAACGGGCGAGAUCCGCUCGGAGCUGGAGAGGCGCCGCGGCGAGCUGGCCCGGGCCGAGCGGCUGUGCGAGGAGCUGAGCGCCAUUGUGGCCGAGCCUUACCUGAAGGACGAGCUGAAGAAGCGGCUGGCGAGCGUCAGCGCGCCGCUCAAAAGCCUGGAGGAACGCGCGGCGGACGGCCUGUCUCAGCUGCGGGCCGCGCUGUCCUCCACGCAGCAGUUCCAGCAGAUGUUCCAGGACGUGCGCUCGUGGCUGGACCGGCAGGCGGAGCUCAGGGACCCGUCGCCGGACGCGCUGCCCUGUCGUCCCGAGGCCGUCCGCUCCCUGCUGUCCGCCGCCGCCGACCUCCGGCGCGCCGUCGCCGCCCAGGGCGGCUCCUACGAGCUGAUCCGCGCCGAGGGCGCGUCGCUGCUCGCCGCCCUUCCCGCCGGCGGGGAGGAGCGCGCCGCCCUGCAGUCCCGCCUGGCCCGCUUGCGGCAGGACUGGGAGGACGUCAACGGGAGACUCUCAGAGCGGGAAGACCGACUGAAAAGCACCCUGAGCGAGGCGGAAAGCUACCGGCGGCACAAGGCUGAGUUUACCGCCUGGCUGGACGAACGCGAGGAGAAGGACGCGGAGAUCCGGCCGUCGCUCGACUCGACGGGUCUGGAUGAGGCCCUGCGCAAGGCCAGGGGGCUCGCCCUGGACCCGGAGAGGCGGCAGCCCCUGCUGGAAGCCUUCAACGCGGCCGCCGACCGGCUCCUGGAGCAGUGCUGCGUCGGAGACGACGAGGUUCGAGACGAGAAGACGCAGCUGAACCGACGUCUGGACGCGCUGGCCGAGCGUCUCCUCGGUCGCACGUCGCGGCUGGAGGAGCUCUCGGGCCGCCUCAAGGAGUUCGAGGAAGGUCGGCAGGCGGCGGAGAGACGCCUGGAGGCCGCCGAGCACCAGAUCGAAGUCCAGGAGGCUUUAGGACCUCAGGCCUGCAGCGCCAAGAGCCUGGAGAGGCUGAGGAGCCAGCAGGAGACCCUGGCGUGCCUGCAGCCCCGGGUGGUCUACCUGCGGGACCUGGCUCAGGGGCUGGCGCAGGACGCCCCCCUCGGGCCGGGCGGCGGCGCUCAGGGGCUGCAGGACCGGGCCGAACACACCCAGAGGCAGUUUGACCACGUCAGCGCCAAGCUGGAGCGGUGUUGCUCCACGCUGGAGUCGCGCCUGCACGGCGUGGGCGAGGUGCAGUCGCACGUGCGCGACGUCUUCUCGCGCCUGGGCGACCUGGACGACGAGCUGGACGCGCUGGGCCCCGUCGGGCGCGACGCCGACUCGCUGGCCUCGCAGGCGGACGCGCUGGGCGGCUUCCUGUCGCGUCUGGCCGCCCUCCGCGCCGAGCUGGAGGCGCACGCCGCCGAGUGCGCGGCCAUGCUGCGGCUCGAAGGUUCCUCGCCCGACCUGCUGGCUCUCAGGCGCGAGACGGAGGCGCUCGGGCGCCAGGCCGGAAAGCUGAACGAGCGCGGCCAGGCGCGUCUGGCGCGGAUCCGGGACGCCUCCGAGCGGGUGGGCGACUUCUACCGGCUGGCGGGCGAGCUGCGAGGCCUGCUGGGAGCCGCCGAGGAAGGUCUGGACGCGCAGGGCGUCGUGGGCUCCGAGGUGGACGUCAUCGAGCGGCAGCUGAAGGACUUCAAGGCUCUGGAGCGAGAGCAAGUGGACGGCGUUCAGGCCAAGCUGCAGCACAUCAACGCGGUGGGCCAGGGUCUGAUCCAAAGCGCCGCCAAGAACACGGACACGCGGGCCCUGGAGCACGACCUGGACCAAACCAACCAGACGUGGAACUCGCUCAACAAGAGGGUGGCGGAGAGGAUUGCUCGGCUGCAGGAGGCCCUGUUGCAUUGUGGGAAAUUCCAGGACGCCCUGGAGCCGCUGCUCAGCUGGCUGAGCGACACGGAGGAGCUGGUGGCCAAUCAGAAGCCGCCGUCGGCCGAGUACCGCGUGGUCAAAGCCCAGAUCCAAGAGCAGAAGCUGCUCCAGAGGCUGCUGGACGACCGGCGGCCCACCGUGGAGAUGAUCCGCGCCGAAGGCGAGCGCAUCGCCGGCGACGCCGACGCUCAGGACCGAGAGAAGAUCCGGAACCAGCUGCGCGCUCUGGCCCAGCGGUGGAGCGACCUCCUGCGCGAGGCCGGAUCCAGGCAGAGGCAGCUGGAGGAGCUGCAGGUGCUGGCGCUGCACUUCCACGAGGCUCUGGAGCCGCUGGGCGAGUGGCUGAGCGCCACCGAGAGGCGCCUGAGCUCCGCCGAGCCCACGGGAACCCAGGCGGCCGAGAUCGGCCAGCAGAUCGUCAGGCACAAGGCCUUCCGAGACGACGUGCGCGCCCGCGAGUCCGACGUGGCCCGCCUGCGUUCCCUCAGCCAAUCGCUGGCCCCGCUCAGCUGCGCGUCGGACCGCGAUUGGCUGGGCGAGCGCGCGGAGGCGGUGCGCUCUGGCCACGCCCAGCUUUCCGAGCGGUGCGCGCGGCGGGAGGCGCUGCUGGAGCAGGCGCUGGCCAACGCGCGGCUCUUCGGCGAGGACGAGGUGGAGGUGCUCAACUGGCUGGCCGAGGUGGGCCAGAGGCUGGCGCAGGUGUCGGUGCGGAGCUACCGGCCCGACGUUCUGGCCGAGCAGCACGAGCGCACGCUGUCUCUCAACGAAGAGAUUGUGAGCAGGAAGACGACGGUGGACCAGGCCGUCAAGAACGGACAAGCGCUACUCAAGCAGACCACAGGCGAGGAGGUUCUGCUGAUCCAGGAGAAGCUUGACAGCAUAAAGUCUCGCUACGCCGAGAUGACGACGGGCAGCGGCAAAGCUCUGCGCACCCUGGAGCAGGCCCUGCAGCUGGCCACGCGAUUCGCCGGCGCCCACCGCGACCUCAACGAAUGGCUGGACGGCGUGGAAGCCGAGCUCGACGACGCGGAGCCCGACGCGGAGCCCGCCUACCAGGAGCGACAGAAGGAGCUGAAGAACGCGUCGGCCGAGAAGCGGCUGGUGUUGGACACCGUCAACGAGGCGGGCGGCGCCCUGCUGGAUCUGGUGCCCUGGCGCGCGCGCGAGGGCUUGGACCGGCUGAUGGCCGACGCCAACCAGCGCUACCGCCGGGCCGACGACACCGUCACGCAGAGGGUGCGGCUCGUGCAGGCCGCCAUCCAGAGGUCGCAGCAGUACGAGGAGGCGGUGGAUGCGGAGCUGGCCUGGGCGGGCGAGACGGAGCGCAAGCUGGCGUCGCUGGGCCCGCUGAGCCUGGAGCCCGACGUGACCGUGGCCCAGCUGCGGGUCCAGAAGGCCUUCAACAUCGACAUCAUCCGCCACAAGGACGCCGUGGACCAGCUGCUGGCCACCAGGGACGACAUCCUGGAGACGUGCGGCCACGCCCAGAAGGACGCGCUGACGGCGAAGACGGACUCCCUGAGCGCCCGCUACGACGCCGUCAACCGGAGCCACAGCGAGCGCUUCGCGGCCCUGGAGCAGGCUCAGGCGCUGGCGGCCCGCUUCUGGGAGACCCACGAGGAACUGGAGCCGUGGCUGGGCGAGACCGAGACCCUCGUCGGCCGGCUGCCGCCGCCCGCCGUCGACGCGGACGCCCUUCGCCUGCAGCAGGACCAGAUGAGGCUGCUGAGAGAGUCCAUCGCGGAGCACAAGCCGCACAUCGACAAGCUCCUUAAAAUCGGACCCGCGCUGGCCGAGCUGAGCGCGACGGAGGGCCCGCGGGUGACGCGGUGCCACGCCGAGGCCGAGCGCCGCUACCUGGCCGUCAAGGAGGAGGUGAAAGGUCGCGCGGCGCUGCUGGACGAGGCCGUGUCGCAGUCCGCUCAGUUCCACGACAAGAUGGACCCCCUGCUGGAGACGCUGGAGGCGGCCGCGCAGCGCCUGCGUCAGCCUCCGCCGGUGGCGGCCGAGGUGGACAAGAUCCGCGAGCAGCUGGGCGAGCACCGGACGCAGGGCCUGGAGCUGGACAAACUGCUGCCCAGCUUCUCCGCCCUCUGCGCCCGAGGAGAGGAACUCAUCGGCCGGGCGGCCCACGACGACCCGGCCGCCCGCGCCGUCCACUCCCGCUUGCUACGUCUGCGCUCGCUGUGGGACGAGAUCCGCCAGCGGGCCGAGGAGCGCGAGAGCAAACUCGACGACGUGCUGGACCUGGCCGGCAAGUUCUGGGCGGACGUGGCGGCGCUGCUGAGCACGCUGCGCGACUCGCAGGACAUCGUCAAGGAGCUGGAGGACCCCGGCGUGGACCCCUCGCUCAUCAAGCAGCAGAUCGAGGCGGCCGAGGCCAUCAAGGCGGAGACGGACGGUCUGAGGGAGGAACUGGAGUUUGUCAGGACCCUCGGGGCAGACCUCAUCUUCGCCUGCGGAGAAACCGAGAAACCCGAAGUCAAUAAGACCAUCGACGAGAUGAACGGUGCCUGGGAAGGCCUGAACCGGACGUGGAGGGAGCGCACGGAGAGGCUGGACGAGGCCAUGAGCGCCUCGGUGCAGUACCAGGACGCGCUGCAGUCCAUGUUCGACUACCUGGACAACGCGGUCAUCAAACUGUGCGAAAUGUUGACGGUGGGCACUGACCUGGGAACGGUCAAACAGCAGAUUGAAGAGCUCAAGCAGUACAAAGUGGACGUGUACCAGCAGCAGAUCGACAUGGAGAAGCUCUGCCACCAGGGGGAGCUGCUGCUGAAGAAAGUGUCGGACCAGACGGACCGGGACAUGAUCCAGGAGCCGCUGACCGAACUGCGCCACCUGUGGGACAACCUGGGCGACAAGAUCACGCAGAGACAGCACAAGCUGGAGGCGGCCCUGCUGGCCCUGGGUCAGUUCCAGCACGCCCUGUCCGAGCUGCAGGCCUGGCUGAGCCACACGUACGCCACCCUGGACACGCGGCGGCCCGUCGGCUCGGACCCCAAGGCCAUCGAGAUCGAGCUGGCCAAGCACCACGUUUUGCGCAACGACGUGCUGUCCCAUCACGCCACGGUGGAGGCGGUCAACGCGGCGGCCGCCGAGCUCCUGGAGUCGUCCCCCGGAGACGAGGCCGGCCACCUGAGGGAGCAGCUGGACCGGCUCGACCGCAGCUGGCAGAACCUUCUGCUGAAGACGCAGGAGAAGCAGAAGCUGCUCGAAGCCGCUUUGCAGCAGGCGGAGGGCUUCCACGGCGAGCUGGAGGAGUUCCUCCAGUGGAUGAGGCGCACGGAGAGCCAGCUGUCCGCAGCCAAACCCACCGGGGGCCUCCCCGAGACGGCCAAGGAGCAGCUGGAGCAGCACACGGAGCUCCAAGCCCAGCUGAGCCAGCGGGCCGAUCGGUACCACCGGCUGCUGGACGCCGGAGAGUCCUUGCUUCUGGCUCGCGGCGGAGAGGACGCGGGACCGGGAACCACGCAGACCCAGCAGAACCUGGCCGUGCUGCAGAACAAGUGGGCCGGCCUUAACGCCAAGAUGGACGAUCGACGGGCCAAACUGGACGAGGCGCUCGCCCUGGCGAGCGGGUUCCAGACUUGCCUGCAGGACACCAUCAACUGGCUGACCCAGGCCGAGCAGACCCUCAACACGGCGCAGCCCCCCAGCCUCCUCCUGGACACGGUCCUCUUCCAGAUCGACGAGCACAAGGUUUUCGUCAACGAGGUGAACACGCACCGCGAGCAGGUUCUGGCCCUGGAGAAGUCCGGCUCCCAGCUGCGCUUCGCCAGCCUGAAGCAGGACGUGGUCCUCAUCAAGAACCUGCUGCUGAGCGUCCAGGCCCGCUGGGACAAGCUGGUCCAGAGGUCUCUGGACCGCGGCCGGCACCUGGACGAGGCUCGCAAGCGGGCCAAGCAGUUCCACGAGGCCUGGAGGAAGCUGAGCGACUGGCUGGAGGAGGCCGAGAACCGACUGGACUCGGAGCUGGAGAUCCCCAACGAGCCGGACAAGAUCAAAGUCCAGCUGAGCAAACACAAGGAGUUCCAGAAGGCGCUGGGCUCCAAGCAGCCGGUCUACGACACCACGGUGAGGUCGGGCCGGGCCAUGCGCGACAAAGCUCAGCUGCCGGCCGACGCCCAGAAGCUGGACCACCUGGUGGGCGAAGUCCGCGACAAGUGGGACACCGUCUGCGGGAAGAGCGUGGAGAGGCAACACAAGCUGGAGGAGGCCCUGCUCUUCUCGGGUCAGUUCGCCGAGGCCCUCCAGGCCCUGGUGGACUGGCUGUACCGCGUGGAGCCGCAGCUGGCUGAAGAUUUGCCCGUGCACGGCGACCUGGACCUGGUCUCCAACCUCAUGGACUCCCAUAAGGCCUUCCAGAAGGAGAUGGGCAAGAGGACGGGCAGCGUUCAGGCCCUGAAGCGCUCGGCCCGAGACCUGAUGGAGACGGGUCGCGACGACACGGCGUGGGUCAGAGUUCAGCUGCAGGAGCUGAGCAACCGCUGGGAGACGGUGUGCGCGCUGUCCGUCACCAAGCAGACGCGACUGCAGCAGGCGCUCAAGCAGGCCGAAGAGUUCCGCACGGCGGUGCAGAUGCUGCUGGAGUGGCUGUCGGAGGCCGAGCAGAGCCUUCGCUUCCGCGGCGUCCUUCCGGAGGAGGCGGAGACCCUGCAGGCGCUGCUGCGCACCCACCGCCAAUUCAUGGGCACCGUGGAAGAGAAGAGGGCUGAGGUCAACCGGGCGGCGGGCAUGGGCGAGGCCAUCCUCGCCCUGUGCCACCCCGACUCCAUCACCACCAUCAAGCACUGGAUCACCAUCAUCCGGGCGCGCUUCGAGGAGGUGUUGACGUGGGCCAAACAGCACGAGCAGCGUCUGGAGGCGGCGCUGACCGAGGUUCUGAACAACGCCAACCUGCUGGAGGAGCUGCUGUCGUGGCUCCAGUGGGCCGAGACCACCCUGGUGCAGAGAGACACUGAGCCCCUCCCUCAGGACAUCCCCCAAGUCAAAGGACUCAUCACAGAACACCAGAUGUUCAUGGAGGAGAUGACGAGGAAGCAGCCGGACGUGGACAAAGUCACCAAAAGCUACAAAAGGAAACCCGCCGAGGCUCCCGGCAGCCUGGCGGAGAGGAGAGGAGGCCGACGGCACCAGCAGCAGCAGCAACAGCAGCAGCUUCAUCAUCAUCAUCAACAGGCCUCGGCGCAGGCGCCAGAGACAAACCCGCGACUCAACCAACUGUGUGCCCGCUGGCAGCAAGUUUGGCUUCUGGCACUGGACCGCCAGCGAAAACUCAACGACGCUCUGGACAGGCUGGAGGAGCUGAAAGAGUUUGCCAACUUCGACUUCGACGUGUGGCGUAAGAAGUACAUGCGCUGGAUGAACCACAAGAAGUCGCGCGUCAUGGACUUCUUCCGGCGCAUCGACAAGGAUCAGGACGGGAAAAUCACGCGGCAGGAGUUCAUCGACGGCAUCCUGGCGUCCAAGUUCCCCACCAGCAAGCUGGAGAUGACGGCGGUGGCGGACAUCUUCGACCGAGACGGCGACGGCUACAUCGACUACUACGAGUUUGUGGCCGCCCUGCACCCCAACAAGGACGCCUACAGACCCACCACGGACGCCGACAAGAUCGAGGACGAGGUGACUCGGCAGGUGGCGCAGUGCAAGUGUGCCAAAAGGUUCCAGGUGGAGCAGAUAGGGGAGAACAAAUACCGGUUCUUCCUCGGAAACCAGUUCGGCGACUCGCAGCAGCUCCGCCUGGUGCGCAUCUUGCGCAGCACUGUCAUGGUGCGGGUGGGCGGCGGCUGGAUGGCUCUGGACGAGUUCCUGGUCAAGAACGAUCCGUGUCGAGUUCAACAUCCCGGACUUAAGAUCCUUCGCUCCGACUCCAGUAGCUCCAUCUCAUCCCGUAUAGCUCGGGGGCGCACCAACCUGGAGCUCCGCGAGAGGUUCAUCCUCCCCGAGGGGACGCCGCAGGGCGUGUGCGCCUUCCGCUCGCGAGGCCGCCGCUCCAAGCCGGGCUCCCGCAACGCCUCGCCCACCCGCUCCUCGUCCUCGGCCUCGCACAGCGGCGCCUCGGCGCCCGCCACGCCCACCGCGUCGGCGUCGUCCAGGUCGUCGCACACUCACUCUCGUGACUACGCCAAGCCGUGGUUGGCACACAGUAAAAGCGCGGCGGCGAACAAGUGUCCGUGCUGCCCGGGCGUCGGCGUCGGCGACGACGAGGGGGCGUCGUCAGGCUCCAAGCUGAAGCGUCCGACCUUCCACUCCAGCCGCGGCUCGCUGACGGGAGAGAACGGCGGGUCGACGCACGCCGGCAAACGAAGCGAUCCGAAGCGAGCGGGGUCGUCGGCCGGCGCCGCCGCCGGCCGCGCGGGAAGCCGGGCCGGCAGUCGGCGGGGAAGCGACGCGUCCGACGCCUCGGAGCUACAGGACGCGCGCUCCGUCUGCUCCGACGCCUCCGACACGCCGCGGAGGCCCGGCGGCGCCAAGCCCUCCAAGAUCCCCACCAUCACCAAGAAGUCACCCAGUCCCAAAACACCCGCGCCCAGCAAAAAAUAAGACAAGGAAGCAAAAAUGUCCUCCAUUUUGGAUGCCUUGGUGGUAGCCAUCUUGUGUCAAGAAAAGUGACCCCAAAAAUCCUAGGAAAAAAAUG
Molecule: messenger RNA, 25545 nt
Organism: Phycodurus eques (leafy seadragon)
Lineage: Eukaryota; Metazoa; Chordata; Actinopteri; Syngnathiformes; Syngnathidae
Gene: macf1a
Product: microtubule actin crosslinking factor 1a
Exons: 100
Coding region: 1869-25451 (7860 amino acids)
Biological process (GO): cell-cell adhesion; regulation of focal adhesion assembly; wound healing
Cellular component (GO): actin cytoskeleton; cytoplasm; intercalated disc
Molecular function (GO): microtubule binding; calcium ion binding; cadherin binding
Source: RefSeq, a predicted model, not a curated record